This is a messenger RNA of Penicillium canescens, 453 nucleotides long. RefSeq lists its product as uncharacterized. NCBI's taxonomy places the organism in Eukaryota, Fungi, Ascomycota, Eurotiomycetes, Eurotiales, Aspergillaceae. Bases 1 to 453 code for a protein of 150 amino acids. The record is from RefSeq and is a predicted model, not a curated record. The transcript is spliced from 2 exons.
AUGUCGAGCCCUUUGAAGUCCCCCAUCAAGGACCGGUUCACUGAGCUGAGUGCUGCUGAUACCCGUCUCAUUCUCUACGCAAGCAUCUGCUUCAAUGGCACUAAGCUGGACACCGAGAAGCUCGCCCGCCUUGCUGACAUGAAGCCCGGCUCUGCUGGUAGCAACUAUUUGCGUGCCAAACGUCAUCUCGAGAAGAUUCUCGGCGAGGAAAGACCGGAUUCAUCCGCUUCCCCCACCAAGACCAAGAGUCGUGCACCUGCAAAUCGCAAUGCCGCCAGGAAGGCUCCUGAGGUCCCCCAGCUCGAGAACGCCGACGAGGCCGAAGCCAAAGACGACUCUGCUGAGACACUUCUGACCACCCGUGCUCCCAAGCGCUGCAAGACCGUUACCCCCGCCGACGAGUACUUUGAAGCUGAAGUGUCCAUUGUCAAAGAUGAGCCCACUGAUGAUUGA